Messenger RNA from Striga asiatica, 3879 nucleotides. The record is from the annotation of a GenBank genome assembly. NCBI's taxonomy places the organism in Eukaryota, Viridiplantae, Streptophyta, Magnoliopsida, Lamiales, Orobanchaceae.
AUGUUGAACCAAUGCCUGCACAGGCCUCAAUGCCCAACCACUCCCCAAACCCUCCGGCAACAGCUGCCAGGCAAGCCUUUCCUAAAUGCCGCCCAGUCAUCCCCAAUAUUCAUUUUCUCCCGCCAAAAAUCCGUCAUGACCGGAAAAGGACGUGUCCCCCGGAGGCGGCGGCCGGCCGGCGCCGCCGUGAAGGCCCUGAUGACGCCGACGGCAACCACAGCCGGAAAAAAGACGAGCGUGAAAGCUAUUGUGACGGUGCUGGAGACGGUUGGGGGAGCGCUGUCUCACCUUGGACUGGAUCAUUCUGGACAAGAGAAGCCAACCAUUAGCGCUUAUGCACAUAAGGUUGGGCAGGAGAAGAACGAGAUUCACUAUGAGGCCAAAUUUGAUAUUUCUAGUGAUUUUGGAGAAAUUGGGGCAAUAAUUUUAGAGAAUGAGCACCGAACAGAAAUGUUCGUAAAAGACGUCAAAUUUGAUGGUUUGCCAGCUGGCUCUGUCCAAGUGACGUGCAAUUCAUGGGUUCACUCAAAGUAUGACAACCCUGAAAAUAGAGUGUUUUUCACUGAUGACAAGAAUGAGCUCACAAACCUACGUGGCGACGGCCAAGGCGAGCGCAAGAAAUCCGACAGAAUUUACGACUACGAUGUCUACAACGACCUCGGAGAUCCCGACGCUGAUGAUGACCUGUCACGCCCAGUCCUCGGCGGCCCCCAGCAUCCUUACCCUCGCCGCGGCAGAACUGGCCGCCCAAGAACUAAGAAAGAUCCAUUAAGCGAGACGAGGAGCUCCGAGUUUUACGUCCCUAGAGACGAAGUAUUUUCCGAAGUAAAGCAGGCAACGUUCUCUGCUAAAACCCUGUACUCUGUGCUCCAUGCGCUCGUCCCAUCACUGAAGAGUUCCAUCAUAGACAGCACUCUCGGCUUCCCACACUUCACGGCCAUAGACACUCUAUUCAACGAAGGAUUUCUGCUCCCAGAUAUUCCAACCACUGGAUUUCUGGGGAAUAUGAUACCCAGGCUCGUCAGGUUCAUCAAGGACACCAAAAACAGUGUCCUGCAGUUUGAAACCCCUGAGUUGAUCGACAGAGAUAAGUUUGCAUGGUUUAGGGAUGCUGAGUUUGCGAGACAGACUCUAGCAGGUGUCAAUCCAUGCUGCAUCAAAUUGGUUACGGAAUGGCCACUGAAAAGCGAGCUCGACCCUAAGAUUUAUGGACCCGCUGAAUCGGCAAUCACAACGGAGCUGGUCGAGAAAGAAAUUGGAGGCUUCAUUACAGUGGACGAGGCAUUGAAGCAAAAGAAGCUGUUCAUUUUAGACUACCACGACGUGUUCUUGCCUUACGUGAACAAGGUAAGGGCGCUCGAGGGGACUACUUUUUAUGGAUCGAGGACUUUAUUUUGCUUGAUGCCUGAAGGUGUGUUGAGGCCCGUGGCCAUCGAGCUCGUGAGACCUCCGAUAGACGAGAAGCCCCAGUGGAAGGAGGUUUACGUGCCAUGUUGGAACCCAACUUCCAUCUGGUUAUGGAGGCUGGCUAAGGCCCAUGUUCUGGCUCAUGACUCUGGUUUUCAUCAGUUACGUACUCAUUGUUGCACAGAGCCAUACAUAAUCGCGACAAAUAGACAUCUGAGUGCAAUGCACCCAAUUUACAGACUGCUGCAUCCUCAUUUUCGGUACACGAUGGAGAUUAAUGCUCUGGCUCGUCAGGCCCUCAUCAAUUGCAAUGGUAUCAUCGAGUCCGCAUUCUCCCCGGGCAAGUAUUCCAUAGAAUUGAGCUCCGUCGCCUAUGAUAAGCUAUGGCAGUUUGACCUACAGGCACUACCGGCUGAUUUGAUCAACAGCCUGCACAAGCCUCCCGCCAAGCCUUUCCUCACCGCCGGAGCAAAGUCCGCCCAGCCGUCUCCAACAUUCAUUUUCUCCGGCCAAAAUUUUUUCCCGGCCGUAAAAAAGCACGUGCUCAGGCGGCAGCAUGGCUGGGCUUCCGUGAAAGCCUCACUGUCACCCUCGGCAGUUACUACCGGAAAUACGACGAACGUGAAGGCUGUGGUGACCGUGCUGCAGCCGGUGGGCGGUGUGCUGUCCCACCUGAGCCUUAGCCGUGGGCUCGAUGAUAUAGCUGAUUUGCUAGGCAAAACGCUUCUUAUCGAGCUUUCUUACCUGCCAUCCCAAACUCCGAGUGGGCUGAUAAAACACAGACAGAAAGAGCUGAUCAUCCUACGUGGCGACGGCCAAGGUGAGCGCAAGACCUUCGAGAGGAUUUACGACUACGAUGUCUACAACGAUCUCGGAGAUCCCGACGCCGACGAUGACCUGGCACGCCCCGUCCUCGGCGGCCCCGACCAUCCUUACCCUCGCCGCGGCAGAACUGGCCGCCCAAGAUCUAAACAAGAUCCACUAUCUGAGUCAAAGAGCCCCACAUCCGAUGUGUAUGUGCCUAGAGAUGAAGCAUUUUCCGAAAUAAAGCAGGAACAAUACUCGGCGAAGACCAUGUACUCGGUGCUCCAUAUGCUCAUCCCAUCAGUGAAGACUUCCAUUGUAGACAGCAGCCGAGGCUUCCCCCACUUCACGGCCAUAGACACUCUAUACAACGAAGGUGUUUUGAUACCGGAUAUUACAAGUACAGGUCUGGGGAGUAUGUUACCCAGGGUCGUCAGGUUUAUCGAGGACACCAAAGACACUGUCCUGCAGUUUGAGACACCUGAGUUGAUCGACAGAGAUAAGUUUGCUUGGUUUAGGGAUGCUGAGUUUGCGAGACAAACUCUUGCAGGUCAAAAUCCAUUGUGCAUCAAGUUGGUUACGGAAUGGCCUCUGAAAAGUGAUCUCGACCCUAAGAUCUACGGGCCUGCUGAAUCAGCAAUCACAAAGGAACUGGUAGAGAACGUAAUUGGAGGCCACAUGACAGUUGAUGAGGCAUUGAAGCAAAAGAAGUUGUUCAUUUUAGAUUACCACGACAUUUUCUUGCCUUACGUGAACAAAAUAAGGGAGCUCAAGGGGACUACCUUUUAUGGGUCGAGGACUUUAUUUUUCUUGAUGCCUGGAGGUGUGUUAAGGCCCGUUGCCAUCGAGUUAGUGAGACCACCGGUAGAUGGGAAACCCCAGUGGAAGGAGGUCUACCAGCCAUCUUGGAACCCAACUGCCAUCUGGUUGUGGAGGCUGGCUAAGGCUCACCUGACUAUUGAAGACUACCCUUAUGCAAACGAUGGCCUGCUCUUAUACGACGCCAUCACAGAGUGGGUCACUGAUUACGUCACGCACUACUAUCCCGAACCAAACCUCGUCCAAUCAGACAGCGAGCUCCAAUCAUGGUGGACAGAGAUCCGAACACUGGGCCACAUGGACAAAAAAGACGAGCCCUGGUGGCCCCAGCUGAAAUCUCCACAGGACCUGAUUGGGAUCCUCACGACCAUCAUAUGGGUGGUCUCAGGCCACCAUGCAGCAGUCAACUUUGCCCAAUUCGAUUUUGGCGGCUAUUUUCCCAACAGGCCCACCAUAACCCGAACCCCAAUGCCCACCGAAGACCCAAGUGAGGAAGAUAAGAAGAAGUUUCUAGAAAGGCCCGAGGCAUUUCUUUUGGAUUGCCUUCCUUCGCAAAUGCAGGCGAUGAACGUGCUGGCUGUUCUGGACGUUGUGUCUGCACAUUCGCCCGAUGAGGAGUAUCUCGGGGAGAAAAUCGAGCCGUUUUGGGCGGAGGAUAAAGUGAUAGCCGCGGCUUUUAAGAGGUUUAACGGGCGGAUGAAAGAGAUUGAAGGGAUUAUCGACGGUAGGAAUGCGGAUACGAGGUUGAUGAAUCGGACUGGGGCUGGCGUGGUGCCGUACACGCUCUUGAAGCCGUUUUCGGAACCUGGUGUGACGUUGAGAGGUGUGCCGAACAGCGUCUCGAUUUGA